ACCCAACAAUCCCUCAUCACCUCUCAUACCAUUUGCAAUGGCUUCUUGGGCAUCACAACUUGGACAGAAGAUCUCCAGCAAGGAGUUCAGGCAAUACCUCAUGAGCACUCACUUCUGGGGUCCUGUCGCGAACUGGGGUCUUCCUCUCGCUGCCAUUGCUGAUUUUAAGAAGGAUCCUGAGCUUAUCUCUGGCAAUAUGACCGUGGCCCUGUCAGUGUACUCUAUGCUGUUCAUGCGCUUCGCCUGGAUGGUUCAGCCUCGCAACUACUUGCUUUUUGCAUGCCACGCUACCAAUGAAUGUGCCCAGCUGGUCCAAGGAUACCGCUUCCUCCAACAUCACCACUUUGGAGCAAACAAGAAGAUCGAGAGUGUUGUUGAGCAGAAUCUCAAAGUCCCAUUGGAGCCCAAGGCUUAAAUGAUGAAAAACUGGAGUCGCCGGAUGUCAAUACAGCGUAGUGGUUGGUUCUUUUUGCCAUUUAGACGUCUAAAAUAAAGACGAAUAGUGACCAACAGA
Messenger RNA from Gamsiella multidivaricata, 514 nucleotides. RefSeq lists its product as uncharacterized. The record is from RefSeq and is a predicted model, not a curated record. NCBI's taxonomy places the organism in Eukaryota, Fungi, Mortierellomycota, Mortierellomycetes, Mortierellales, Mortierellaceae. The coding region runs from base 38 to 415 and encodes 125 amino acids. Gene Ontology annotation, cellular component: mitochondrial inner membrane. The transcript has 5 exons. Gene Ontology annotation, biological process: pyruvate import into mitochondria.